Molecule: messenger RNA, 878 nt
Organism: Bradysia coprophila
Lineage: Eukaryota; Metazoa; Arthropoda; Insecta; Diptera; Sciaridae
Product: prenylated Rab acceptor protein 1
Cellular component (GO): Golgi apparatus
Source: RefSeq, a predicted model, not a curated record
AUGAGAACAAAUGUCAUUCAUAACAAACAUACAUCCAACACGUAUGAAAAUAUGAUGAAACAAAAGUUAGUUUUAGUAUAAAUAAAUUAUUAGAAACGAAACAUAUCUCCGAAGCAUUGAAAUGGACGUGAAAAUUGAUUUGAACAAAUUAGAGGGUGAAAUGGACACCAAAGAGCCAACUAUUCCAACGAACAAACGAAUCGACUUUUCUUCCCUCACAAACUUAUCACAAAUUCCUAUACCGAAAUUGGGUGAAUCAUUGCGUCAAAUUCGACAGAACAUUCGUCCAUGGUCUGACUUCAUUCAGAUACAGAAUUUUAAGACCGUGGCCAAUGUGCAAAGACUCUCCAACAGAGUGCUAAGAAAUUUAGCACAUUUCCAGAGUAAUUAUCUGAUAAUAUGCGUCGUGCUGUUGAUGUAUUGCUUAUUGACAUCGCCUCUGAUAUUGAUAGUUUUAUUGGGUAGUAUGUAUGGUUGUUACAAGAUAAAGCAAGCCGCAACUCCGAUUACCGUGUUCAAAAAGCAGUUGAAUACGAACCAACAGUGCCUUGUCGUGAAUAUAGCUACGGCACCAAUUUUAUAUUUGGUUGGUGCGGGAGCGGUAAUGUUUUGGGUUAUGGGUGCGUCUGCAUUCGUAGUACUGCUGCAUGCUGCCCUUUAUAAUAUUGAUGCUCUGGUCACAGAAGAAACCGAAGGAUUCUUAGCGGAAACAGUUUGAGUCAAACUACUGAGCCCGUCUUGAAUCUUAUCAAUUAAUUCGAAAAUGAAAUUGAUCGAAAACUAUGCUGUCAGCGCAAAAUUAAAAGAAUAUUUUUCUAUAUUUGGAACUGGAGCGUUCCGAAACUGUUAUAUCUUACAAAAUAAAAUAUUUUUGAAGU